GCUUCUCCAGCUGGCCAUCGAACCGAGCUUGAAGCUCGAAGCUCGAUCGGGUCGUCGAUUCUGCAAUCGGGCCUCUGUUUAGAAAGACUAGCACUCAUCGCAGCCACGAUUGUCGGUGUGACGUUACCGGAGGUGAUAGCUCCGACUCGACAAAUGGGGUGUAAGCCAAGCCCAUGUGUGCUGGGAUGCGUAGUCGACAUUAUGGCAGUAAUCUGGGGGAAGUGCGGUCUAUUUUGGCAUUAACAGUCUGCAUGUACCCAACAUAGGUUCAAUUGUAAGUAAAAC
Molecule: messenger RNA, 285 nt
Organism: Mycena citricolor
Lineage: Eukaryota; Fungi; Basidiomycota; Agaricomycetes; Agaricales; Mycenaceae
Source: the annotation of a GenBank genome assembly